GCGGGCUCCGGAGAAGGAGGAGGACGAAGAGGGGGAAGAUGGCGGCGCCUGGCCUGGCCUGAGGCCUGGUCUGUGUCUGUGAGGCGGGAAGGAAGGAGGGCGGCGGAGGGAAGAGGACGGAGAGGCCGAGAGAGAGAGAGAGGACAUGAGAGUUCUCUGGAGCCACCCCUGCCGUGAUGGGAAACGAACCAGCUUCUAGUCGAUAUUAAGGCAUUUGGAAACCAAAGUGCAAUAAGGAAACCAGUCCUCUAGGAAAAAGGAUUCCUCUCAAGGGGCUGAUCUUGCUGAAUUCCUACAUUCACUUUGGAUUGUAGAGUAGAACCAUAGAAGAGACUGCAUGAGGCACCCAGUCCAGGCCUCCGCCGUGCAAGGAAAGCGCAAAGUACCCCUGACAGAUGAGCAUCUAGCCUCUGUUUAAAAGAUUCCAGAGGAGCCUCCACUACAUUUUGAGGCAGAGAGUUCCACUGCUGAACAGCUCUAACCGUCAGGAAGUUCUUAACAUUCAGAUGGAAUCUACUUUCCUGUAAUUUGAACCCAGUGCUGUGAGUAAUCAGAAAGGGAAAAACGAGAAUCAAGUGUCCUUAUUGGAAUUAAAUAUACAUAACACUGCUGACAUGGAGGAGAAAGUAUAUAAAUGUAUUGAAUGUGGAAAGAACUUUAGUCAGCAUGGAAAGCUGAAGACACAUCAAAGGAGUCACACUGGGGAGAAACCCUAUAAAUGCCUGGAGUGUGGACAGAGCUUCACUCAGAAGGGAAAUUUACAUACACAUCAGAGGACUCACACUGGGGAGAAACCCUAUACAUGCCUGGAGUGUGGACAGAGAUUUACUCGUAGUUCAAGUCUACAUUCACAUCAAAGGAGUCACAUGGGGGAGAAACCCUAUAAUUGCCUGGAGUGUGGACAGAGCUUCACUCAGAGUUCAUGUCUACGUUCACAUCAAAGGACUCACACUGGGGAGAAACCCUAUAACUGCCUGGAGUGUGGACAGAGCUUCACUCAGAGUUCAGGACUACGUUCACAUCAAAGGACUCACACUGGGGAGAAACCAUAUAACUGCCUGGAGUGUGGCCAGAGCUUCACUCAUAGUUCAGACCUACGUAGACAUCAAAGGACUCACACUGGGGAGAAACCCUAUAACUGCCUGGAGUGUGGACAGAGCUUCAGUGAUGGUUCAAUUCUACGUUCACAUCAAAGGACCCACACUGGGGAGAAACCAUAUAAAUGCCUGGAGUGUGGACAGAGCUUUACUCAGAGGGCAGGUCUACAUUCCCAUCUAAGGACUCACACUGGGGAGAAACCCUAUAAAUGCCUGGAGUGUGGACAGAGCUUCUCUCAGAGUUCAGGUCUACGUUCACAUCAAAGGACUCACACUGGGGAGAAACCAUAUACAGUAGAGUCUCACUUAUCCAACAUAAACGGGCCGGCAGAACGUUGGAUAAGUGAAUAUGUUGGAUAAUAAGGAGGCAUUAAGGAAAAGCCUAUUAAACAUCAAAUUAGGUUAUGAUUUUACAAAUUAAGCACCAAAACAUCAUGUUAUACAACAAAUUUGACAGAAAAAGUAGUUCAAUACGCAGUAAUGCUAUGUAGUAAUUACUGUAUUUAUGAAUUUAGCACCAAAAUAUUACAAUAUUUUGAAAACAUUGACUAGAAAAAUGCGUUGGAUAAUCCAGAACGUUGGAUAAGCGAGUGUUGGAUAAGUGAGACUCUACUGUAAAUGCCUGGAGUGCGGACAGAGCUUUACUUGUAGUUCAGGUCUACGUUCGCAUCAAAGGACUCACACUGGGGAGAAACCCUAUAACUGCCUAGAGUGUGGACAAAGCUUUGCUCGGAGUGGAGCUCUACGUUUACAUCAAAGAACUCACACUGGGGGGAAACCAUAGAAAUGCAUGGAGUGUGGACAGAGCUUUUCAUGAAAUAACAUUAUACAUAGACAUCAUAGAAUUCACCCUGGAGAGAAUGGUGUUAAUUGACCCCAGAAUGUCAUUCUAACGCAUAGAAAAGCAACUCUUGCAAAUUUUGGAAAUGCAAGCUCAAAGUUGGGACAUUUCAUCACAUGUGGUGUAUUGUAGAAAGAUUGAACUAAAAUACAGUGUUCCCUCACCUAUUGCGAGGGUUAGGUUCCAGGACCAACCGCAAUAAGUGAAAAUCUGCGAAGUUGGGAUGCUAUAUAUUUAUACAUUAUUUUAGUAGUUAUACAGUAUUUUAAGCCUUUAUAAACAAAUCGUGUGUUGAUAAAUUGACUCCUUCAUCCGUUGCUGCUUGGGCUCCUUUUCUCUCCCUUCAGCUUCACCUUCCUCCCUUCCUUAGGCUGUAAAUUGUUAUUUUUUAUGAUUUGUAAUAGUCUUUGAGAGUUUAUUGAAAAACCACGAAACAGCGAAUCCGCAAACAGUGAACCGUGAAGUAGUGAGGGAACUCUGUAUGUUCCAUUCUGGAAGUAAUUACAUUAUCUAAAGGGAGUAGAAUAAUGAGAAAUAAAAAUUAACAGAUUGAAGCUUUUAGGCACGUAUCCAUGUCUGUUUGUUAGUUCAGUUGUGUGUCUAGGUAGGUAACUGCUUUGUUAGUCUGUUUGUUUCUGAUUUAGUUUUGUAUCUCAUGUAGUAGUUAGUGUAGUUGAAGAAUUAUAUAUCAUUUCUGCCUUUUUGGUAUUGUUGCUUUUAAUAUCUCUUUAUUUUUUAUUUUUGUCAAAAAAAGGGGGGGAUUUAUAAGGGUCAAAACGGCUGAAACUGGAGGGGUUGGUAGACAUGGUUUUAGCCCAAAAUGGGGUUUAAUGUUGAAUCUGGAGCGCCUUUGAACAUCAUUCCUUCCUCUGUGUUGGUGGCAUGGGUUUGGAUUCAAUUGUCUUCCUUCAGACAUUAUUAUUCCUAUUAUGCUUUACACAACAUGUAUUCACUGCUUUGAUCACCAUCUAUUCUUUUUGACUAUCUUGUCUAUCCCCCAAACCCUUCCAGUGUGUUCUUAUGGUCAUCAGGGUUGUGUGUGCUAAGUUUGGUCCACAUCCGUCAUUGGUGGGCUCUCUGGAUGCAGGGUGAACUACAACUCUCACACGUGUGGGUCGGUCCCCAAAACCCUCCAGUAUGUUCUGUUGGUUCUGGGGUGUCUGUGUGCCAGGUUUGGUCCUGAUCCGUCAUUGGUGGGCGUUGCAGAUCCAACGUCAGCUAGAUUCAGUGCUCUCGGGAUAAGGGUGAACUACGACUCCCACAUGCCAAGGUCAAUCACUCCCAAACCUCACCUGUAUGCACAGUUGGCCAUGUUGGGUCUGUGUGCCAAGUUUGGUCGAGAUCCGUCGUCCGCUUGUUUUGUUCUGAGCCCAAAGGGUUCCUGUUCUUUGGAUGUCGAGUGUUCAGGGAAGAGUGAGGUCUGUGAGAUCCAGGAGGCCCUUCAGAGACCACGUCUGGUUGCUUUGCUGGGAAGUCAUGCAAACACGUUCACACAAACGGGAAGGUCGGAAGAUUUGGUUCAUACAGAUUUGAAGUUAAUAACUUUUAAAAAAUAGAAGAUAAAAUUUGGAAACUUGAAUUAUUAAGUCUGGAGUUGAAAACAUGACACAAUUCAGACAGUGGUUUGUGACACAACAACAACACUUCUAGUGAACUACAGCUCCCACCAUGGUGGGUCAGUUCCCCCCAAACCCCUCCAGUAUAUUAAGUUAGUCUUGGUGGUUCUGUGUGCCACGUUUGGUCCCGGUCUAUUGUCGGUGGUGGUCACAGUGUCUCUGGAUGCAGGUGAACUAUAAAUCCCAGUAUCUACAACUCCCAAAGCCUACCAGUCUUCCAAAUUGGCCAUAUCGGGUAUGCUUGCCAGGGAUAUCUUACCGUUGAUACACAAGCACCCAGGCCGUUCAGGAGACUUUUAUCCCUCCCAGCUACUUGUGGAUACUCAUUCAGCUACAACUGACAAUGUUGCAAAGUUUUGUGCGUACAAAGUCCGCCAGGGGAUGAUGGGUCCCAAAAGUGACCCAUGUCUCCAGUAAUCAUCUCUCUUGGUUCUAUAACUGGCUGAUGGACCUCUGCGUUGUAUGUUUUUGCCCUGUUUCCCCUUCCACUACUCCCCGCCCUCCCCCCGGUUAUUGUGCUUUAGUAUCUUUAUAUUUUAAAUGUACUAAACGUACCAAGUUUGUAUGUAACUGUGACCUUUAUUUCCUGUGCUGGUCUAUGACCGAAAUAAAUGUGAUUUGAAAUUUG
Messenger RNA from Anolis carolinensis (green anole), 4182 nucleotides. Its product is annotated as zinc finger protein 239-like. The record is from RefSeq and is a predicted model, not a curated record. The transcript has 2 exons. Gene Ontology annotation, biological process: regulation of transcription by RNA polymerase II. NCBI's taxonomy places the organism in Eukaryota, Metazoa, Chordata, Lepidosauria, Squamata, Anolidae. Gene Ontology annotation, molecular function: DNA-binding transcription factor activity; RNA polymerase II cis-regulatory region sequence-specific DNA binding. Bases 615 to 1457 code for a protein of 280 amino acids.